UUCGAAGGAAAACGUUUCACUCGAUUGCCUGUACUGGUCCCGUGAAGUGGACGUCGCAGGUGCGAGGUAACAGAGCAUCAUGCCCGUAGAACUGUAUCUCUUCCAGGGUAGCGCACCCUGCACAUUUGUGCAAAUGGUCGCAAAACACAUUGGCGUUGACCUGAGCCUUAAGGACCUCGAUUUCUUGAAACGAGAACACGAAGCACCGGAGUUCACCAAGAUCAACCCGUUUCAAAAAGUUCCGACCAUAAACGACUCUGGAUUCAUUCUCUACGAAAGCUCCGCCAUCGCUUACUACCUGGUGAACAAAUACGCACCGACGUCGGAUCUCUACCCAAAGGAUGUCAAAAAACGCGCACUGGUUGAUCAAGUCCUUUCUGUGGUGUCGACACACAUACAGCCAAAGUUUUCGGCCUUCUCGAUACCAUCCUUCCGGACCAACAAGAAACCGAGCGCUGAGAGCUUCAAGGAAUUCGAGGAAGGCGUCAUCAAGGCUUUCGAGCAGGUUAUUGGCGAUACAACAACGUUUGUGGCGUGCGACAACCUGACACUUGCGGAUAUUCGUCUAAUAUCUCUCCUGGCCUGCAUUGUUCCGCUCAAGGAUCUUUUCGAUAGGUCAAAGUACCCGAAUGUGGCGGCCUACUACGACCGAGUGGCAGCCAAAAUGCCCUAUUUUGAAGAGCUUUUGCGACGCCAUAUUGAAGAUCGCGCCAGAUUCUGGGCGACCCUUCAGUAAUCUUGUAGAAAGAAGCGUUAGAUGGAGUCGAACAACUUAAAAUAAAACAAGAAAAACGGCGGUCGCUGAAAAUUUUUUUCUCAAGUUACAAAAAGAAAUGCCACGAAAUAAAGCAUUGAAUACACGA
Molecule: messenger RNA, 863 nt
Organism: Rhipicephalus sanguineus (brown dog tick)
Lineage: Eukaryota; Metazoa; Arthropoda; Arachnida; Ixodida; Ixodidae
Product: glutathione S-transferase 1
Exons: 5
Coding region: 80-736 (218 amino acids)
Biological process (GO): glutathione metabolic process
Molecular function (GO): glutathione transferase activity
Source: RefSeq, a predicted model, not a curated record